Messenger RNA from Adineta ricciae, 1122 nucleotides. Lineage: Eukaryota; Metazoa; Rotifera; Eurotatoria; Adinetida; Adinetidae. The record is from the annotation of a GenBank genome assembly.
AUGUCAUCGAAUGAUUUUCCUCCAUUAAAGAAUGAUCUCAUUCUUCGUGUAUGUCGUGGUGAAUCCGUCGAGCGUGUUCCUAUUUGGAUAAUGCGACAAGCUGGCCGUUACUUACCGGAAUACAAAGCAGUUAGUGCUCAACAUUCAUUUUUCGAAGUAUGUCGUACACCGUCACUUGCAUGUGAAGUUACACUUCAACCCGUCCGUCGAUUUGAUCUCGAUGCUGCAAUUAUUUUCAGCGAUAUUCUCGUUAUACCUCAGGCACUUGGCAUGCAAGUGGAAAUGGUUGCAAACGAAGGUCCUUGCUUUCCUCAACCACUAAAAACGCCCGAUGAUAUCAAUACAAAACUUGAUCGUACACGACAAGCUAGCGUUGAAUUGAAGUAUGUCUACGAAGCUAUUACAUUAACGAGACGUACACUCGAUGGACAAUGUCCAUUGAUCGGAUUCAGUGGUGCUCCGUGGACAUUGAUGUCGUACAUGAUCGAAGGAAAGGCUAGUUCGACGAUGUCUAAAGCGAAACGAUGGUUAUAUAGUUAUGAAAAAGAAUCACAUGAUCUUCUUGGCAUUCUCGCAAAGUUUAUUAUUGAUCACCUUGUCGAACAAAUCGCUGCUGGUGCUCAACUUGUUCAAUUAUUUGAAUCGCAUUGUGCUUGUUUAACACCGGAUUUAUUCAAUCGCUUCUCGUUACCAUAUUUGUCUCAGAUUGCAAAAGGUGUUCGUGAUGAACUUUCCAAACGGCAAAUCGCUUCUGUCCCAUUUAUUGUCUUCGCUAAAGAUGCACACUACGGUCUUCAAGAUCUAUCAUCGACUGGUUUAUUUGACGUGAUCAGUUUAGACUGGACUAUAACAUCUGCAUGUAUCAAAUCGUUAAGAAAUGAAAAUUCAAAACUAGUUCUUCAAGGCAACCUUGAUCCAUGUGCACUCUACUCAUCAAAAGACAACUUAGAAAAGACGGUUCAUGAAAUGCUACAAGUGUUCGGUACGAAACAAUACAUUGCUAACUUAGGCCAUGGAAUCUAUCCAGAUAUGUCUGUGGACAAUGUCAAAUGGUUUAUCGAUGCUGUUCAUGAGAUUUCCAAAGGGAUGAAUAAUGAUAGUAAUGCAAACAAAUCGUUAUAG